Punica granatum (pomegranate) is the source of this 2411-nucleotide messenger RNA. NCBI's taxonomy places the organism in Eukaryota, Viridiplantae, Streptophyta, Magnoliopsida, Myrtales, Lythraceae. The record is from RefSeq and is a predicted model, not a curated record.
UUUCCGUCAAAAUCUAUAUAGAUCACCUCUCUCUAUUCUGUUAAGCUAUUGUCAAACUGUAAAAUCUCUCUACUGAGUCGAUCUUGCCUCUAGGGUUCCAUGGAGACUGUUCUGCAGACGACGAGUCAUCUCCAUGCCCCUCGAACCGUCUGCGGACAAAUCCACCCGAUAUGUCUUAUCGGUCCUAACCUCAGGCAAUUGGUCAUACAGUCCACAAGAUCUCCAGCUGCCAUCAGAUGCUGCUCAUUGUCGAGUCGGGCCCAGACGGAGUACGUGCCCAACCACAUCCCGGACCCAAACUACAUCCGUGUGCUCGACACGACCCUAAGAGAUGGCGAGCAGGCUGCUGGCGCCACCAUGACCUCCAAUCAGAAGCUCGAGAUCGCACGCCAGCUGGCGAGGCUGAGGGUUGACAUAAUUGAGGCGGGGUACCCCGCUGCCUCAGAAGAGGAUUCCAAGAUCGUCCAGCGGAUCGCCAGGGAGGUUGGAAAUGGGAAUUAUGGGCCCCGCCGUGACAGUGAGGAGGAUGACGGCUACGUCCCAGUGAUAUGCGCACUGGCUCGGUGCACAGAGAAUGACGUCAGGGUUGCGUGGGAGGCGGUGAGGCACGCCAGGAGGCGAAGGAUCCAUGUUUUCAUCGGUUCGAGCAAGAUACAUAUGAAGGAAAAGCUGAGGAAGAGUGAAACUGACGUUAUUGAGAUUGCAGGCAAGAUGAUAAGGUUUGCUCGAAGCUUGGGCUGUGAAGAUAUCGAAUUCAGCCCAGAGGACUCUGGACGAUCCAAUAAAGAGCUAUUGUACAAGAUCCUCGGUGAAGCUAUCAAGGCGGGUGCAACGACGGUAAACAUACCCGACACGGUUGGUGGGUCGUUACACCGAGGAUUCAGGAAACUGAUUCGCGAUAUAAGAACCAAUACCGAUGGAACCGAAAACGUAAUCAUCUCAAUACACUGUCAUAAUGAUAGAGGACUUGCCCUCGCCAACACUCUCGAGGGAGUUUAUGAGGGGGCUAGACAGGUAGAAGUAACGGUUAAUGGCAUUGGUGAAAGAGCUGGGAAUGCUGCUCUUGAGGAGUUUGUAAUGGUAUUACGAGGACCCGGAGAGCACCCGCAAGACAUCUAUACGGGAAUAAAUCAGUUGCAAAUUGACACAGCAAGCAAGAUGGUGGAGGAAUACUCUGGCUUGUACUUACAGCCUCAUAAACCUAUCGUGGGGUCAAAUGCAUAUAGUCAUGCAAGUGGCAUCCAUCAAGAUGGGAUGCUAAAAAACAAAGGGACAUAUGAAAUUUUCUCCCCCGAAGAAAUUGGGCGCCAGAGGUCUAAUCAAGCUGGUAUUGAGCUUGGCAGGCUAAGUGGAAGUGCUGGUUUGAAAUCGGUAGUCAAUAAGAUAGGUUUUAAUCUUGACGAUGAACAGUUUGAGAAUGUCUUCAAGAGUUUUAAGGAAAUAGCCAAGCAGAAAAAGAAAAUUACAGAACUUGAUGUUAGGACUCUGGUGUUGGAUGAAAUCUUCAAGUCGGCAGAAAUUUGGAAACUUCGGGAUGUUGAGGUCAGUUGUGGAGCUCCUGGGAACUCCAUGGCAAGUCUUAAACUGAUAGAUGCAGAUGGGAUAGAGCAUACCGCUUGUUGUACUGGCACUGGACCUGUCGAUGCUGCUUAUAAGGCUGUCGAUCUUAUCAUCAGAGUUCCUGUAAAACUUUUGGAGUACUCCAUGACAGCAGUCACGGAAGGAAUCGACGCUAUAGCCACCACACGGGUCUUGAUCUGCCCAGGAUGUGAUGAGACUCUUGAUUCUGCAGAUUCAAAAUUGAAAUUCAGUGCAACAGGCGCCAGCGUGGACAUUGUCGAAUCAAGCGUCAAGGCUUACGUUGCCGCAUUGAACAGGAUGUUAGGUCUCAUGAAGAAAAUACCUAGCCUUGGUUCUUCUUCUUAGACACUUUCAUGCAAUUUUAUGAGCUGAAACUCCGAGCCGGGUUGUUGAUAUUCUGAGGUUUGGCCAGUCCUUAACCUGGAAGCAGGGGAGGGAGCAUUAGCAAUAAUAUCAGAUACUCCCACUGUUCUCAGUGAAAGCAAUUACCAGGACAGACGAUCAAGACCCUGUUCAGCGGUCUAUAUCUUGCAACCAUAGCAAGAAUAGGCCGGACUUUCUUAUUUCAGUGGUAGCAAGAGCUGGGACUUUAUUCGGCACGAUAAGGAUUAUCGAUCAAGAUGUCACGUGAGAUGCUCCCUAUCUGAUGCAUUCAUCUAAAAUUUCAAUAUCAGAACCCUCGUGUAUGCUCAAGAUAAGUUGGAGCUUGUUACGUCCGCCGACAAGCACAAAAAAAAAAGUCAUUCUUCUACAUUUCUCAGAAGAUUGAAAACCACGGACCGAGCUGAUAUUUCUAAAUAGGUCUUUUUGGCCCAUAUAUUUUCUUCAAA